Plectropomus leopardus (leopard coralgrouper) is the source of this 236-nucleotide messenger RNA. The record is from RefSeq and is a predicted model, not a curated record. Lineage: Eukaryota; Metazoa; Chordata; Actinopteri; Perciformes; Serranidae.
AAAGACAUCCUGGUGAUGCUGAGCGACAUGGACAUCAACGCCAUUGCGGGAACGCUGAAGCUGUACUUCAGGGAGCUGCCGGAGCCUCUGCUCACCGACCGCCUCUACCCCGCCUUCAUGGAGGGCAUAGCGCUCUCAGACCCGGCGGCCAAAGAGAACUGCAUGAUGCACCUCCUGCGCUCGCUGCCGGACCCAAACCUCAUGACCUUCCUCACUCUGCUGGAGCACCUCAAACG